AUGCAGCCCAGCGACAAGGCCGCCCCGCUCAAGACGCGCCUCGCCCGCCAGCUCGCCGCCUCGGGCGCCGUCUCGCUCGCCGACCCGAAACUCGCCCUCUACCUCGACGCCAACGACCCGCUCCAGGAGUUCCGCCAGCGCUUCAGCUUCCCCAAGCGCCGCACCGUCUGGCCCGAUGAGUACCGCGCCGAGAAGGAGCGCCUCGGCGAGGACGACCGCGACGAGGAUGCGACAGAAUGCGUCUACCUCGCCGGCAACUCGCUCGGCUUGAUGCCGUGCGACACGCCAGCGUUGCUGCAAGAAGAGUUGUCGGUCUGGAGCGCGUCGGGCGUCCUCGGGCACAUGGACCACGGCUACGGUCGACCCUGGGUCAAGAUCGACGAGCACGUCACGCCCAUCCUCGCCGAAAUCGUCGGCGCCAAGCCGUCCGAGGUGGCCUGCAUGGGCUCGCUCACGGGCAAUCUCCACACGCUGUUCACGUCCUUCUACCGGCCGACGCCGCAGCGACACAAGAUCCUGUACGAGGGCAAGGCCUUUCCCUCGGACGCUUACGCCUUCGCCUCGCACAUCGCCUUGCACGACUACCCGUCCUCGUCCCUCCUUCCGGUCUUCCCGCGCGACGGCGAGCACACGAUCCGGACCGAGGACGUCCUGCGCAUCAUCGAGGACGAGGGCGACUCGAUCGCCGUCAUCUGCUUCGGCGCCGUACAGUACUACACGGGCGAGUGGUUCGACAUGGAGGCGAUCACCAAGGCUGGGCACGCCAAGGGCUGCAUCGUGAGCUUCGACUGCGCGCACGCCGUCGGCAACGUGCCGCUCAAGCUGCACGAGUGGGGCGUCGACUUUGCGUGCUGGUGCUCGUACAAGUACCUCAACUCGGGCCCGGGCGGCAUCGCGGGCCUCUUUGUCCACGAGCGGUGGGAGGACCGGCGCCGGUUGCACGGCUGGUGGGGCCACGACAAGGCGACCCGGUUCGCCAUGCCGGCCAACUACUCGCCUCUUCCCGGCGCAGCAGGGUGGCAGUUCUCGAACCCGUCGGUCCUCGACGUCGUCUCGCUCCUGUCGUCGCUGCGCCUCUUCCAGGAGGCCGGCCAGGUCCCGACGCGCGCGCUCGCCGGCGGGCAGGCGCACGGCCAGCCGAGCCCGAUCCUCGGUUCGCUCAGGGAAAAGUCGGUUGACCUGACUGGGUACCUCGAGCUCCUCCUCACGUCGUCGCCGUUCUACCGGCCCGCGUCGUCGUUCCCUCCUUCAUCCUCCUCCUCCUCGUCGUCCUCCCCCUCAGCCGCCUUCACCAUCAUCACGCCGCUCGACCCGGCACGACGAGGCGCGCAGCUCUCGCUCCUCUUCCACCCGGUCGAGUCGAUGGACUGGAUCUUUGAGCGCUUGCGCGAGCGAGGCGUCCUCGGCGACGAGCGGCGGCCGGGCGUCAUCCGGUUCGCGCCCGUCCCGAUGUACAACUCGUGGCGGGACGUGCACGAGCUUGACUCGCCUCUUCGCACCAGCCCCGAGCAGUAACCACCCUCUUCAAGCCCGCUAGCAGGAGCCAUGUCGUCCAUCGGAACGGGCUACGACCUGUCUACGUCGACCUACUCGCCCGACGGCCGCAUCUUCCAGGUCGAGUACGCCAACAAGGCCGUCGAGAACGCCGGCACGGUGAUCGGCCUUCGCUGCAAGGACGGCAUCGUCCUCGCCGUCGAGAAGCUCGUCCUCUCCAAGCUGCUCGUGCCCGGCGCCAACAAGCGCAUCGCGACCGUCGACCGUCACGCUGGACUCGCAACAGCAGGUCUUCUCGCCGACGGGCGGCAUCUGGCGGGACGGGCACGCGACGAAUGCGAGUCGUACCGGGACAACUACCACACGCGCAUCCCGACCAAGAUCCUCGCCGAGCGCCUCGCCAUGUACUUCCAGGCCUACACGCUCUACUCGUCUGUGCGCCCCUUUGGCCUGUCGGCCAUCCUCGCCGGGUGGGACUCGCCGACCUCGAUCGACGGCUCGGACUCGGUUGUCGAGCGCAAGAGCGAGGGCGUGCCGCAGCUGUACAUGGUCGAGCCGAGCGGGACGUUCUGGGGCUAUCGUGGAUGCGCGAUCGGCAAGGGCCGGCAGCUGGCCAAGACGGAGAUUGAGAAGCUCCCGCUCGACACGAUGACGGCCCAGGAGGCGCUCGUCGAGGCGGCGCGCAUCAUCCACACGGUGCACGACGACGCAAGGACAAGGACUUUGAGCUCGAGCUGACGUGGAUCGCGCCGCAAAGCGGAUGGCUGCACAAGCCGGUCCCCAAGGAGCUCGCGGACGAGGCGGAGGCCAAGGCCAAGGCGGUCAUUGAUGCGGCCAACGCGAUGGAGGACUGAGCGCGCGAGUCGGGCCCGCCGCGUCGUACCCCCUUACCAUCCCUCCGGUCGCCUACUUUCUCUCUCGAGCUGUACAUCGAGCGUGGACCCGCACUGCAUGCAACGAGGUCGACCUACCUUCUGUGUU
Rhodotorula graminis WP1 is the source of this 2475-nucleotide messenger RNA. RefSeq lists its product as uncharacterized. Gene Ontology annotation, cellular component: cytoplasm. The record is from RefSeq and is a predicted model, not a curated record. Lineage: Eukaryota; Fungi; Basidiomycota; Microbotryomycetes; Sporidiobolales; Sporidiobolaceae. The transcript is spliced from 13 exons. Gene Ontology annotation, molecular function: pyridoxal phosphate binding; kynureninase activity. Gene Ontology annotation, biological process: NAD+ biosynthetic process. The coding region runs from base 1 to 1515 and encodes 504 amino acids.